AUGAUACCUCAUUCUUCUGCCGGCGUUCAAUCCUGGGGUCAGCCCCUUCACGCCGUUUAUAGCGGUACUGGACGUGCCGACCUUUCGCAGCCCCUGGGUCAGCCUGACCGUCAGUCCGAACAACCAUCUAUGCCGGUGCCGCAACUACAAGGUAGACCACCGGCACUCAUCGAUCUGACAGCGAAUGACGGAGAUGUGCUGGAUCGCGAACCACCGGCGAAGAGACUGAAAAUAGAUGUGCAUGCUGGGUCAGGAGCUGGUGAUGGAAGCCCAGCUUCUGCAGGUGUGGGAGAAUCAAAGAGUACUCCAAGUACAACAACUUCGAAACCGCCUUCGCUGUCCUGGCGUGCGCGUCCGGUGUGGUCAUUUCAAGCAUUACUCUCUGAAGUAUCUGGAAGCGCAGAGAUCAAUGGUGAAAGUGCAGCAGGUGUCGUGCAGGAUGUGAAGCCCCCAUCGCCGCCUUCAUUUCCUGGUCCACCUUGGAAGCUUGCUCCAGCAGAUACCAUAGCAAGUGAUCCCGCAGGACCACAGGAUGGCGCACCGGCAAAGGAGGUGCAAACUACACCAUAUCACAUUGAGACCCCUUCUGUUGCACCAGUUAUGGGAGGCGAGAAGGUUGCGGAUUUCUCCCCAUGGAUGGGCAAUCAUCCGGAAGACGUACUUAAUGAGCAAACGGCAAAGCAAGGAUACUACGAUCGCACACAGGUGUCCCAAAAUGAGUCCAAUACAGCUCGUCCCUCCCUGUAUGCGCAAUUGAAGCACCGCUCUGGCCUGCAAAUACUGUCGUCGGUUUUUGCAGCCGCACUGGAGAAAAGACAGGGCCAUAACAUGGUCACUGCGCCGUCAACAUUCAAGCCCCCUCCGCGAGUCACGCUGACGGACAACAAACGUGAGGCCUGGCUCCGCGAUCUCGCGAAUCCGAAUGUCCCGCUGCGCAAACUUAGUCGAACCAUUCCUCAUGGUAUCAGAGGCAGAGUUCUUUUAGAUCAAUGCUUGACCAAAUGGGUUCCUGUCGGCCGUGCUGUGUGGCUUGCGAAGUGCGUCGGCGCCAACGAAAUCCGUGCUUUCAAAAGGAAAGGUACCAGUGGCGCUUUGGCCAUCGGCCUGGAAGCUAAAUGGGUGCGCGACUGGACUGCCAAUGUCCAACAGUUUCUCGAAGGUGUAAUCACUAGUUGUGGAGUAGCAGACUGGAAGAUGAAGAUGACUUACGCGGUCAGUUUGACCGCUCGUUUGUUCUUCGAGCAACUGCUUGACCAUGACCAGUAUCUCGGAUGGUUCCUCACAUCGCUGGAGGCAGCGCCAUUUAACACCUUGCCAGUCUGGCUUCUAAUGUUAGGAAUCUACUGGAGCAACAUACUGCGAUAUAGGAAGCGAGGACGGCGGCUCGCUGAACUCUUGCUUGACAAACUGCAACUAGCUAUCAAGGCGGAUUCGGCCACAUCCCUUCGCCCGUUGACAGACCGAUUGUCACUGCAUAUCAGAAAACUAACUCUUGAGCAUACUUCAUCCAUGGUGCUUCCACAGUCAUGGGAAAAGUACAAAGAUCUCCUAUCGUCCUGUUUGAACCUAAACGACAAUGUGCACAGAGCGGUCUUUCAAAACUUGGCUGAGCGAAAUGCGCGGGUGCAGAGGCCUUGGAAAUGUGAAGAGACAACACAACAACCGGCACAGCAACGCAUCAUCCAACUGUUCGACUCGAUAGGCUCUUCACGCGACAUCACAUCUGUUUCCGCUGCAUCUUUGGGUGCGAUAGAUGACAAGGCUGCUCUUGUUCUCAAACUGCUCGAGUGGGCAGCGACUCCGUUUCGCUAUGGUGUAUCUCGUGUUUAUGCCGGCGCCCGCCUCCUGCGGAAAUGGAAGAUCGCUGGAGUCGAUGUGGAUACCUGCAUCAUUUCCUUCCUUGGCGAGAGUCAGAUGAGAGACCAAUUGAACAUCGACAACAUCUAUCAUAUCGUCUCUGAGCUCGUCAGAUCCCAGACAUUUUCGGUUGGAAAGUACCUUCAGUGGCUGAUGGCAAAGGGGCUCCCUGUGAGCCGCCUUCCUGAGCAUGUACACAACCUCCGUAACACUCUGCUGCAGCGCGCCGGAGUCGAAGUGUCGAAAGAGGCUUCUACCAUCGCCAUACUCAAGGCAUUAAUAGCCGAACGUCUCCCAAGGGUCUUUGGUUCUGUCGCGACAAGUGCAGGAUCCCGUGACCCUUUACCGUCAGAUCUGACCUGGGCCGUGAAAUCUGAGCUUGGUCAGUGGAUUCGGCGUGGAGUUACUGAGUUUGGGCGGGAUCCUCGUAGCGCAUUUCAGGAUCUCCAUUCCGCGCCUGGCGCAGAGCACUUCGCACUCACCCCUGGCGAAUUCUAUACCGUAAGGGAUAUUUUGGAAAGUUUCGGCGAUCUUUCAAUUCUUGCGGACGUACUCAAGCAGGCCACCGUUUGCAAUGACGGAAUUGUUUUAGCAUCCGCUGCGGAUACAGUCAAUUAUCAUUUCCGUUCUUUCUGUGUUAUCGGUGCUACAACCGAUCUUUUCAAGAGAUUGGUAGAGUCAUAUGCCCGUCUCAAACGGCUUGGAUCGACCUCCUUGGACUUGAUCUUCUCAUUGAUAGACCUUGGGCUUCGGCUACCCGGAGAGCUCAAUACAGUUGCUCUUCUCCGUCAGGACCUCUCACGGAUUGAAAGCAAAUCAUCUAUGGCAGCACCAUCACCACUGUCUGAUCACAUACCCUCUGCUUUUAAUGAAGCCGAUCCGCUCUUUCUGUUGAAGCUAGAUCAGCUCCUCUCGUCCGCAAGUGGUAUAGAUGAGUCCACGUUGGAUACGAUUUUUAACCUUCUCAUCAAACAAAUAGAAUCCAGCGGUGGUCAUGCUAAGCUCUCGGUGAAUGAAACAUGCAGGUAUUUGUCGUACCUCAGACCUUUUCAUCCCAAGCGUUUCGACAUCAUGAUAGUCCGCUGGAUCUGUGGCCUUCUCAGAUCCACCACCGGAGGGAUACUGUCCCAAGUCCUGCCUCCUUUGAUCGGCGUUGGAUGCGUUACCAUUCAAGCCUUCGUGUCCCUCGUACGAAGGCUUCUCAAGUCCGAGAAUAUGAUAUCCAACCCAAGGGACUUGCGCAUAGAUCUUCUUCAGCUUCUUGUACCUCCACCGGCAGGUCAGAGUCGAUAUUUCGACAUGGUCACAUAUCGCUUCCAUCUGUCACGGAAAGAAUUUAUGUUCAAGCACCCUGAGGAGGUUUUCGACAUUAUUCGGGAUGCUAUCGCCUUGAUUGAUUCGCAAAGCCAAGAAGGAAACUGUCGUCAGGGACAAGUGGAUCUAGGUCACAGUGCGAUGGCACUCCUUCAGAUUUUGCUCACCAAGAAUCCAGAAAGUGCUGUUCAGCACUGCACAGAGAAACUGAUUGGUCAGCAUCCGUCUGCAGUGACAGUUUUGACAAGAGCGCUCGAUUCCCUUCUGGGAUUGGAUACCAAAGCAGGUGAGCGCUUAUUCACUUCAAAUGGUCCUUUUAUCUUCAUUCCCAUUGACACUGGUCCAGCGCCCCCAGACAUAUCUGUUGCUGAAAAGGUCAUCGAACUGACCAACGAUUUCUCCCUCCCUUUCUGUCAACUGAAGCUUCAGCUUCUAUUCAACGCGGAGACUAAGGGCGAUGUGAGAAAUGAGAUAGUGGACGUGAUGUUCAAAGCUGCAGUUGCAGACUCUCGCUCAAGGCGAUCCAACUGGGUGGGACUGGUUCGUCUGAUGAGUCAUGAUGCAGUCCGACAGAUUCGAGAACGAGCCGAGAAAAAUUUCUUCGCUAUACCCUUGUUUGAGGAGUCACCCGAUGGCUGUUCGUCAUUUGCUGCAGACAACAGCAGCUCACUCGAAACGGCGAAACUGUACCUGACGAUCAUCGAGAAGCUGGGGUAUAGCAUUCCCGAUGUGGGCCCACAGGCUGUUAUCCCUGCCCUCACCGAGAAGAUGGAUAUACUGCUCCAAAGACUUAUCAGCAUGCAAGCGAACUACAGUGGUACUACUGAGCUUAGUCAUGGAGUUGACGCAGAACAAAUGAUCCGGUCACGCGGGCAGUUCGAGAGAGCCGUUGCGUUCUGGUUUUCUGCGUUGCUCAGGAUGAUUGUCCUUCAUCGGACUGCUUUCAGUGUGCCAUCAGCCGCACUCAGACCCAGCGCAUUGCCAGAGCAAACGCGCUUGCUGAUAUCGAUAUUCUGCAUAACUUUCGCGCGUCUUCCAGAUAGUGUGUUGCGACUCUUCCCAGCGGCCGACUACUUUCCCCACUCGAUGAGGGCAGGAGACUGUCGUCCUUGUCCGGGUAUCCUGCUGCAGACGCAUGCCCUGGAUGUUGCAGCAUCCCUUAUUGAUACGUUUCCUGAUGAAGCCCGGCAUCAAUGCGCUCGCUAUCUGAGGGAAAAAUGCCCUCCUUUCGCUCGGGUUCAGAAUGACUCGCGCUUCCUCUACCUUCUUGGUCCCCUUGGCGAUAGCCCAUCUUCUACUAACCUUACACUUCCUGUAUCCAUUCCAUCACCUGCUGCUUCUGGCUCCACUCCCGCCCCUACUCCUUCGGGUAAUCCCACAGGCGGAUUCUCUCACCCCCAACAACCUGCAUUCGUUUCAGGUGUGCCGACUGGACUGCCAGAUGGCUUGAACUGCGCUGCUAGCCAUCUUUGUCUUCAAUACCGUGGCCGGGCCAUUGGAGCUUACCCUGUACGUCCAUGGGAACUCCUCGAAGAUGCUGCCCCCAUUGCUGGUACCAACGACACUGCAGUCAGUCUAGGAUACUUUGAUGCCCGGCGUGUCAGGGUCUAG
Messenger RNA from Aspergillus novofumigatus IBT 16806, 4782 nucleotides. Its product is annotated as mediator of RNA polymerase II transcription subunit 12. The transcript has 4 exons. The coding region runs from base 1 to 4782 and encodes 1593 amino acids. Lineage: Eukaryota; Fungi; Ascomycota; Eurotiomycetes; Eurotiales; Aspergillaceae. Gene Ontology annotation, cellular component: mediator complex. Gene Ontology annotation, molecular function: transcription coregulator activity. The record is from RefSeq and is a predicted model, not a curated record. Gene Ontology annotation, biological process: regulation of transcription by RNA polymerase II.